CGAUUUUAUCAAUAUUCCUAUUCGCCCGCUUAUCACUUACUGCCUUUGUUAUAUUUGCUGUAUUCAAUUUUGUAAUUCUUUUUCUGUGACCGGGACAGGAAAAUUUCUAAAAAAUAGUUUUAUUUCACUUUCGGGAGCCGACAAGUCAACAUUCUACAACUGAAACCUGCCGAACAGAGUGUUUCUUAAAUACAAUUCGAGUAUAAAUUAAAUCAUUGCUAAAGUAUCUGUUUUCGAAUUAACUUCGUAUUAAAAAUGGUCAGAAAAGUGCUAUGUUUCCAAUUGGAUACAGUCACCAUGAUAGUAGGAUGGCUGGGAGUCGUGAUUUCUCUGACAGGAAUGACAAUAUCGGCCUUAUCUAUUGGCUUUGCGGAACAGAUUGCCAAAUGGUUUAUCUCAUUAGCACCGGAAGAAGGGGGGGCCAGUACCCAAGAUCCUGUUGAAAUUAAGACCCAUUUGAUAAUAGCAAGUACCAUAAAUAUUGUGUUAUGUUCCGUGAACUUAAUAGCAUCCUUUUGCUUAAUCUUGGGCACAUUGAAGGAACGACAUCUCUUACUCUUGCCGUGGCUGGUGAAUUCUGCCAUAUCAAUUAUUUUUAGUUUUAUAUACAACGCAUUAAUGGUAGCCAGAGUAAUAGAGGUUGCACUCCUAUCUGGAUUAGCUAUGAUGCUCUUCGCUACUCUUAUUUUGGCAUUUGAGGUUUACAUCUGGCUGGCAAUACAUACUCACUUCAAAACGCUCCAAGCAAAAACUUUUCAUCAAAGGCAGAAGCUUCUCUCGGCGUCGGCUGCUUCGUAUCCGUCCUAUACGAAACUCUAAUCAAAUAAUGUCGGUAUGAGACCGUGUGCCUUGUAGCUCGAUUUGGGUAACUAAACAAUUUGUAAUGGAUAUAUACAUAUGUUUGUACUAACAAACCACUGUAGGUAAAUAAAAAAUAUAUAUGCUACUAACAUAAAUUUUAUACAAAAUAAAGAUACAUUUGGAUUUGCAAAAUUUAUUUGUAACUUGAAAUUUUAAUACGAUAAAUGUGAAAACUGAUAAAC
Molecule: messenger RNA, 1043 nt
Organism: Rhagoletis pomonella (apple maggot)
Lineage: Eukaryota; Metazoa; Arthropoda; Insecta; Diptera; Tephritidae
Exons: 4
Coding region: 256-819 (187 amino acids)
Source: RefSeq, a predicted model, not a curated record